Molecule: messenger RNA, 3255 nt
Organism: Pseudophryne corroboree (corroboree frog)
Lineage: Eukaryota; Metazoa; Chordata; Amphibia; Anura; Myobatrachidae
Gene: KCNC2
Product: potassium voltage-gated channel subfamily C member 2
Exons: 5
Coding region: 647-2416 (589 amino acids)
Biological process (GO): protein homooligomerization; potassium ion transmembrane transport
Cellular component (GO): voltage-gated potassium channel complex; axon terminus; postsynaptic membrane
Molecular function (GO): protein binding; delayed rectifier potassium channel activity
Source: RefSeq, a predicted model, not a curated record
AUAAAACUAUCGCUUACUGCUAAUGGAAAAAUAGAUGAUCACUUCUCUGAGAAAAGGUGAUGACAGACCCUCUGCCAGAAAAUGUGUGGUUUUAAAAUAGAGCAGAUGAGUCUUUCAUGAGGGGGCGAAGGAUGUUCCCAUUGGAGGGUGUGUGAAAGCUGUGCUAUGAGUUUGUGCGGUGGUGCUGAAAGGACAGCUCCUCUCCCCAGGCAAGGAGACAGCAUCAUCUCCACCCAUUGUAGCCUCCGCACCAUCAUCUCCAGCCCAGGGCUUGAAAAACGCCGGGAUCACACACUUGUUUUUGUAAUUCAUUUAGGAGCUGAUGAAUUCUUUCUGCUCUCGCAUUUAAUGGCUACCGCCUGUUGUGAUUCUGGCAUUCUUACAGCACAUAUAGUUAAAAGCGAGGAGGAAGAUGCUCUUUAAAAUUGGCUGAACAGAUAUUUCAUCAUUUCGGAGUUGGAAAAAGAAUACCCUAUCCUUAAGAAAACGAACAGGUAGUUUGUGCCUCAACAUCGCUUAUCGACUUUGAUCUUAACGUUAAAAAAGAAGAGCGACUUGCAAUUCAAAGGGCACUUUUAUUCUCCCUCUCUGAGGACUCGGGAUACUUUCACCUGCAACCCAUGCGCGUCAUGUCGGUUCCAGAGAUAUGGGUAAGCUCGAUGAGAACGAGAGGAUAAUCCUCAAUGUGGGGGGCACACGGCACGAGACAUACCGGAGUACCCUAAAGACCGUGCCAGGGACCCGGCUGGCACUGCUAGCAUGCGAAUCCCACAGCGACCCAGGCCUGGAGCAACACCCGCUCCCGGGUCCCUUUCAGAGCAGCUGGCGGGGAAACGAGUUCUUCUUUGACCGACAUCCAGGUGUCUUUGCCUAUGUCCUCAACUACUACCGCACGGGCAAGCUGCAUUGCCCGGCCGAUGUGUGCGGACCCCUCUUCGAGGAGGAGCUGGCGUUCUGGGGCAUUGAUGAGACGGACGUUGAGCCUUGUUGCUGGAUGACCUACCGGCAGCACCGUGAUGCAGAGGAAGCACUGGACAUCUUCGAGUCACCGGACUUGAUCACAGGAGAACCCCCGCCUAUAGAUGAGGAUGAAGAGGAUUUAGGGAAGAGACUUGGCAUAGAGGACGUGGUGGGUCCUAGUGGGAAGGCUGGACGCUGGAGAAGGCUGCGGCCCCGCAUUUGGGCUUUAUUUGAAGAUCCUUAUUCUUCCAGGGCCGCCCGGUUCAUCGCCUUUGCUUCCUUGUUCUUCAUCUUGGUAUCUAUAACAACAUUUUGCCUGGAGACCCAUGAAGCAUUUAAUUCCAUCAUCAAUAAAACUGAAACAGUCAAUAAUGGCACAGAAAUGGUAUCACUAAUUGAGAUUGAAACUGACCCUGCAUUGACAUAUGUUGAAGGAGUUUGUGUGGUAUGGUUUACAUUUGAAUUUUUAGUACGUGUCACUUUCUGCCCUGAUAAACUUGAAUUCGUCAGAAAUCUAUUAAACAUUAUAGAUUUUGUGGCUAUUUUGCCAUUUUACUUAGAGGUCGGACUAAGUGGGCUUUCCUCCAAAGCUGCUAAGGAUGUACUAGGGUUCCUCAGGGUUGUGAGAUUUGUCCGCAUCCUUCGAAUUUUUAAGUUGACCCGCCAUUUUGUAGGACUAAGAGUGCUUGGGCACACUCUACGAGCUAGCACUAAUGAAUUUUUGCUUCUGAUAAUAUUUUUGGCUCUAGGAGUCUUAAUAUUUGCCACAAUGAUCUACUAUGCUGAGAGAAUAGGUGCCAGUCCAAAUGAUCCAUCAGCAAGUAAGCAUACACAGUUUAAAAAUAUUCCUAUUGGAUUCUGGUGGGCUGUGGUCACUAUGACUACAUUGGGGUAUGGUGACAUGUAUCCUCAGACUUGGUCAGGAAUGUUAGUAGGGGCACUCUGUGCUUUGGCUGGUGUAUUGACAAUAGCAAUGCCUGUUCCAGUCAUUGUUAACAACUUUGGAAUGUACUACUCCCUUGCAAUGGCAAAACAGAAGCUUCCAAGAAAAAGAAAGAAAUACAUCCCUCAUGGAGCCCAGGCUGGCUCCCCCACAUUCUGCAAAAUGGAUUUAAAUAUGGGAUGUAAUAGCACACAAGUGGAUGCAUGCCUUGGCAAGGACAACCGGUUGAUGGAACACAACAUGUCAGGUGAGGAUAGUUCAGGAAGUGACCAGCCCCUCUCUCCCGGAGAAAGGCACCCAAUGAGACGCUCUAGUACCAGAGACAAAAACAGGAGAGCAGGAACUUGUUUUCUUCUGACAACAGGUGAUUAUGCGUGCAAUACUGAUGGAGGGAUACGGAAAGUGUUAUACGGAAUUUAUCAUGGAUUUGUGACAACUGAAAAGGGGACAGUGGAAUUUAGCCAUAACAAGGACUAUACUGGAAAGAAACUUCUACUGGUGAAUGGGCCCUAGCUGUAAGCCUCUCAUGCUUCAAGGUAGUGAAUGAGAUCUGAUGUCCAGCUCAGUCUGCAAAGUGCAACAAUCACAGACUGAAUUGUAUCCAGUGCUAGAAACUCGAAUGGUCUGUACUGGCCAAUUAGUUGUUAAUAAAUAUGAGCAUGGAAUAUCAGCUAUUUUCAUCAAUUAAAGUACAUGUUUGAUUGUACAGUUCUCAUUGAUUACUCUAUGUUUGUAUAAUACCCUCAUAUUUUGGAUGACCUCACAACCCCUGCAGUACUCUAGGUUGUGCUGUAGAAUAUAUAGAGAUGCACAUAAAAGGUAUAUGCUAACUUAUCAUGAUUUGUUUCAACAGAUCUUUUCUCAUUUAUUGCUGUUUAUAUUGCAGAAGACAUAUAGUACACUAAGUGGUGCUAUUCCAUUAGACAUCUUCUUGUAAGUCUUAGAGACACGAUGCUGUCUGUUCAUUUCCGUAUCUUCUGCUACUGUCUUCUAGAACACCACUACUUAGUACACAUGGGUGUAAAUUGUAACCCAUCUGAUAUGUGUAUUGUAAUCUCUUCUAUUAUCAAAGGAUACAAGAAGUUUAAAAUGCCAGAUUCAUUUUGUCAUUAAAAUGUACAUACUUGUUAGCUGGCUUUUCCUAUCCAUCUGUUUGGAAAUAAAAUCUAAGUAUUACCAAUAAAAUCAUGGUGGCAAGAACAUAUAGAUAGUGUUUGAUUACUUUCAUUGCUUUGUCAUCACCAUAGGAUCCAGCUGCAUAUAUAUUUGUUGUAUAAGAAUAUUGAUUUUAUUUUUUGCCAAGGAGAAAAAUAUCUUUUUAUCUGUGUUGUGCUAUAAAUAUGUGAAUUGUU